Messenger RNA from Clunio marinus, 6097 nucleotides. Lineage: Eukaryota; Metazoa; Arthropoda; Insecta; Diptera; Chironomidae. The record is from the annotation of a GenBank genome assembly.
CUUGGCCCACGUGAACUUAAUCUUUCCGUCGACCAAUGGAUCACUGACACAUUACCUCCCAACAACUCAAGCACAUCGAAUGUCUCAGCCACUCUACUGUCACAGCAGCAGCAACAACAGCAGAGUCAUCAGUCAAAAAUAAUGAAUGUGGUGGUGCCAAACGUGGCCUGUCCGCCAGCUGCUACCAAAAAGAUAAGAAGAAAAACUGAAAAUAAGCCUCAAUCACAAAUCAAUAAGUGUAAUAACGAAAAACGUCGACGCGAAUUAGAAAACGAAUACAUUGAACAGUUGGGCGAAUUCCUACAAAUAAAUAAGCGGGAUAUGACCGCAUGCAAGCCAGACAAAGCUGCAAUUUUAAGUGAAGUCGUAAAGAAGUUUCGCAACUUGUUGGAGCAACGCUCUCGCGAGACACCAACACAAUUAAUUCGUUGUAAUAAAUGUCCACCUGGAUGUAGUGACACUUGUACCCUUCAUCCAGUUCAACAAGGUGAAGUCUCAUCGACUGAGCCACCCUUACCCGAACCUUCUGUCAACGGACAUUCGCCAGAAAAAUCAGCCUACUUUGAAGCUGUACAGCAUUAUAUUCGUAACGUUGGUUGGGCUCUUCUUGAAAUUAAUUCGGAAGGUUUUAUUGAAUGUGCAACGGAGAACGUGAUUGACGUUCUUCAUUAUUCACGACAAGAGUUGAUUAGACAGUCGAUUUACUCGUACCUGCAUACCGGUGAUCACAAUAAAGUCAGUCCAAUAUUGGACAAGAAUUCUUUUAGUUUCGAGUGGGAUCAGGAUGAUGGUCCGUCAUUUCCGCCAACACCCAAACGUACAGUUCGCAUAAGGUGGCUUCUUAAAUCACCUGAAGAGACGAUCGAGCAAAAGCAGCAACGUCCAAACCGAUACAAAGAUCUGCUGAUAAUCUCAGCACCAGUUAAAGACGAUACGGAUGAGUCAUCGUCAGUGCUUUGUCUCAUUACACUCCCUGAAGACGAUCAGUCAAUGGAUCCAACAAUGCCGCCUACAAAUGAACAGCUUACGAUUCGAAUCGAUGCUGAAGGAAAUAUUAUAAAGAUCGACACAUCACAGCUUCGACCACACUUUGCAGCAUUCUUAACCAAAGAGAUAGGACACAAAAUUGAAGACCUCGUACAUCCACACGACCAUCAACGACUUAAGAUGCAUUUGAAAGAAGUUAUUCAUGGACAAUCUGAUGCGCAAAUCACAAAUUAUCGAAUUCGUUCAUCGCCAGAUUGCUUUGUUCAUGCCAAAGUGCACACAUCGUCAUUGCUUCAUCCGCCCACAUCCAAUGACAAUUAUUUUAAUCCCGAUGCAUUUGAUUUCGACUUUCCCAGCACAACUUUUGAGAUGGAGAACGCUUGGGCUAUGGAUUCGCGACCAGAAUCAAGAACAAGCUUAGCUUCUGUUAGCACUCCUCGACCAUCAUCAGCGACAGCUGCUUUCAGUCCCGUCACAGCUCCAAUGUGUCCGUCUCCACUUACACCCUAUCACAACAGUCAACCAAGUCCAGCGAGUAUCUCCAAUAACAACAACACCACCAUGACUAACAAUAAUUUAACGAGCAAUAGUGGAGCUGGUGGAAGUAAUCAUAAUGGAUCAUCAGGCUUCAAUAGUGCUGGCUCGAAUAGUUCCAGUAACUUCCAAUUCUCUUUCGAAGACAAGGAAAAAGUUCAAGAACAGUUACAAAAGAUGCAACAGGAAAGCACUGGCAGUGGAAGCACAAGCAGUUCAGAAAGAUUAAGAAAUCUUUUAAUGAAAAGUCCAUCAGGAUCUGGACUUGAACAAAGUGAUCAGGAACGUGCCAGAAACCAAAUACUAAAAACUUUAUUAAAUGCUGAAGAUGAUAAAGAUAACACAUUAACGCACAAGUUCAAUCCAUCAUCAAUGUCGAAUCGAAUGCCACUUCAAAGACCACGUUCAACCACAUCAGAUUCAAAGAGUAACAGCAAUAUGUUGUUACAGCUUCUCAAUGAUAAAUCUGAUGAUGACGAAUCAAGCAGUAAACAACACAGUGAAUUGUUGAAACGACUUCAAAAUCCAAGUAAGGAAGAGCAUAAGGAAUUGAACAACAAUGCCGAGAUGGAUAAUGAAGCCUUAAAGCGACAAUUACGCUUCCAAGGUGGUCCUGGAUCUUUAGAGAAUAAUAAUCGAAAACGUGCAAGUGAUGAGUCUGAUGAUUCAAGCUCAGGAACUUCAAAGCGCCCGUCCAAACUUCAAGAGAAAAAUAAAAUGUUGGCAUCACUGCUAGCAUGUCCAAGUCGUCCUAUUAGUUCACCGAAUCUUCAAUUGCCAGCGGUGAGAAUGAUGCCUGAUAUUCCAUCGCAGUUUAAGACGAGACAGGAAGGUGGAUUGCCAUCACCAUUAGGCAGUCAACCUUCGACACCAAACCAACAGACGACAACGACAGUUAAAAGCACAAAUAAUAAUAAUUCCGCGACAAAGAACAACAACUUAAAAUCAACACAGCAAAAGUUGACUCGACAACAACCCAUGACGCAAAUGCGAACUGUUCAAGGUACAAACGUGAAAGUUGGCGAAAACAUUUACCUCGCUCAAGUUCAAAAUCAGCAACUGCAGCAACAACAACUUGCAGCUAAUCGUGUUGCUAUUGGUAAUUUACUUGCGACAACAACACAGUCUAACAGUGCAUCAUUUGACACUCAACAAUUUGUCAGUUCAACGCCAUCAAUCACUUCAGCGCCAGCAUCAUCUUCGACAAUUCAACAAGCUGAAUGGGAUCCGGAAUUGAAUGACAUUCUCGAUAAUUUCAUUGAAUUCGAUGAAGGAACAUUUGGCGAAUACAAUUUAAGUAUACAACAGAUGACAGAAAACGCCAGUGCACAGCUUAAACAACAAGAAGAAUUGGCGCAGAUCAAUAAAAUUCAACAAUCGUUGAUGGAAUGUGAGAAUGAAGAUAAUUUCACUGGAAGUCCACCAGCUUAUCCGAUUCAUGGAUUAACAGCUCAAAAUAGACUUCAACAAGGAUUUAAUCAACAACCACCACCAGGUUACAACCAACGAAAUAUUAGAUUACCAAUGAAUGUUACGAGUAACAACGUCGUGACAAAUUCAAAUACGACCACAGUUGCCCAAGCAACGAACAGUCAACAGACAGCAACAAAGCAGCCAAAUGCUUUAAUGAUGCAGCGACUUCAAUUUCAACAACAACAUCAAAGAAUGUUACAAAUGCAGCAGAAGGAGAGAUUACUUCAGCAACAACAAAACCAGCAGAUUGUUGUUACGGCUGGUGCUGAUCAAAUAUGUCUCCCAAAUCCCGGCGUACAAAACAUUGAUUCUUUAUUGAACAACACAGUCGCUCCAAAUGUGACGCUUACGAGUCGUGGUUCUGUUGUUCCUGACUCACAAUUAAGUCCAAACUUCACCCAGUCUCUCAUGCAACAACAGCUGAGUCCUAAUCAGCCAAGAGGAAAUACUCCGUUUAGUCCUCAAGCAAAUCAAAAUUUUCAACAAAAUCCUUUCAACUCAAAUGGUGGACAAAGACUUUCACCACAACAACAGCAAAUAAAUCAACAACUGUUGGGAAGCUUUCAAGGGAAUAACUCGAAUGGAAGUAACACUUCUCAGUUGUCACCACGUCAACCACCUUUCACUCAACAGUCAGCCAAUCAAGCUCAAUCAAAUCCUGCAACAUGGAACCAACAAUCGGCUGCCAACAACAAUCGAUUGAAUAUUCAACAAAAUAAUCCAAUGUUGAGUACUCAAUUAUCGCAACAGAACGUGAAUGCCUUUGCAAAUCAACGACAGUUCAGUGCCCAACGACAACGUUCUCUUAAUUCACCAGGAACACCUGUUGCACGUCAAAACAGUUUUAGUAGUCAGGAUAGCUUCCCUGAACCUCCAAGUCCAUCUGCUACACAGCAGCAACAGCAACAAUAUAACAACACCCUCUUCAACCAACAACAAUUGAGACUUCAACGUCAACAGAGCAUACCUCAAGCCACCCAACAUUUACCAGGCUCGCCACGUCCUUUCGGACCGGGCCUUCCCGACGGCCCAAGUGGCUACGGCAUUAAUGGAAUGAACAUGUACAAUGUGCUGGGGGGUAAUAACUUUUAUGGUCGUGUCAAUCAGACUGGUACAACAAAUGUUGACACCAAAUUGACAGCUCCCCCGCUUGCAACUCAAUGGAGUGGAAAUUCAAACAAUUCACGGAUUUCUUUGGAGGAACGAACCGGUGACCAGAAGAAUUCGUCACUUCUCCUUCAAAAGCUGCUCUCCGACUAGCAUAAGCGUUACUAAAUCCAGGGCAUGUUCUAAACAUGAUGUAUCAGGAACAUUAAAUUUAAAACAAUUAUCCAAGUUUAAAACUAAAAUUUAACCACGAGUGAUAUACGAUUUUAGAAAUCCCCGUCAACUCACAGUGACACAAUUUUUAUGACGACGAGUUGGGUAAAUUAAAAAAUAAAAAUAUUUGACGAAAAAUUAUUAAAAAAAGAAAAAAAAAACAAACACAGAACUAAAUAUGAGAAGAGAAAAAAAACCUUUAUUGUGAUGAUUGUAAUUUUUUAUUAAUCAAGUUUUCGUUGUUUUCUAAUAAUUAAGGACAUUUAAAAAAGAAAAACUUUUUCGUAAUUCUCAAGGCAAUGUAAAUAAAUUAAUUUUUGGUAAUGUUCUGAAUUCUUCUUUUUUUUUCAUUAAUCGAGCAGCUUAAGAGUUUCACAAAACAAUUGAGAAAAAGUAAAAUUAAUAUAACAGAUUAAUAAAAUGUACAGUUUUAAUUUCGCAAGAGAUCUAAGGGAAUAAUGAUAAUUAAAUAAAUAAAUAAAACAAAAAAAAUGUUAAAAAACAGAAAAAAAAUUACGGAUACGAAAUAAGAAUACAAAGCAGAUCCGGGGGUUGAAAUUUUGCAAAGUUAGUUCACAUUGUUAACUGAUGUGAGCUGAUAUGAAAAGAGUUGACACCGGUGAAAAAUAGAAAUACCUCUAUUUUAGUUCAAAGGCAAAACCACACACAUACAAAUUAUUAGAAGUUUCACUUUGAGAAGAAGAAUUAAAAAAAGAUGAAGAAGAAAAUUGAUGAAGAACGAUAGAAAGUUAUUGUGUAAAAAUGUGUAUUUUUUGUAUUAAAAAUGAAAUUGAAAGAAAUAUUUCUUAAGUGCUGAACAGAACUAAAGAAAAAUAAUAAAAAGAUUACUAAAGGAAACAUUUCGUCCAUUAGUUUUUAAACCUUGACAGCUGCGACAUGUCAUUUUGUCAUCAAACGUUAUCACAAUAUUUAUUAUGAUAUUGAUGUUAACAAUAUUUCACAGAUUAAAUAUCAGAAAGAAGAACUGCAGUUGUUUUGACUUGAAAAUUGAUGACGAUUUUAUAUUUAAAGAAAAUACUCAGUUUAAGCUUCAAGCGUAAAGUUAUCGAAGCUUCUCAGAUAUCGAAAAAAAUAAUAAAAAAAAUUAAUCGUGAAGUCAUGUCAAGUAAAUAACAUUGGCGAUAUGUUUUCUUCGUAUCAUAACGUAAACAAUGUAACAAAAUACUUUGAUAAUGUUCAACUGUACACUUAAUGGAAAUGAAAUUAAGUGUUAAGUGAGACAAACAAUUGAAAGAAGUUUAUUUGGUGAAUACAUAUUAAUUACAAUAUGGACAAAGAAAUCUGUGAGACAAAAAAAAAUGAAACUAAAAAUUAAUGCAAAAUAAAAAGUUUAAUAUCACAAAACAAAACAAAGAAUUUGUGCUAUUAUUUAAGUUUUUCUAUCUUAUCAGUCAGAUGUGUUCUUAAAGAGACCUUCAUAUGUUUAUAUAUCGAGUUCCGCUUUCGGGAUUAUUUACUUUAACUUAGUGAAAAUUUCACAAAUAACUUUUCCACUUUAUUGUCUAAAGUAAAAACUUAGAAGCUGCAAAUAAUUUUGAUUCCAAUUUUCAUCAUCCUGAGAAACUGUUAAGAGAAGAAAACUUUCGUUUUGGAUUACGACAAUUGAUGCAACAAUGACAAGAGAUUAAAAAUUACCUACAAAAGUACCUUUAGUAUCAUUCAAAAGUUUCAAAUCUCAUUUGGCUUUGUCACAUCAACAAAUUCUUUCAUGAUGAUGAAUUUAUGACUUUAAGCCAUUCUCAUUUGCUUCUCAUUAAUCUUU